This is a messenger RNA of Pipra filicauda (Wire-tailed manakin), 2962 nucleotides long. It is a transcript of the gene CDC42SE2, whose product is annotated as CDC42 small effector 2. The record is from RefSeq and is a predicted model, not a curated record. Gene Ontology annotation, molecular function: small GTPase binding. Gene Ontology annotation, cellular component: plasma membrane. NCBI's taxonomy places the organism in Eukaryota, Metazoa, Chordata, Aves, Passeriformes, Pipridae. Bases 727 to 981 code for a protein of 84 amino acids. The transcript is spliced from 7 exons. Gene Ontology annotation, biological process: regulation of Rho protein signal transduction.
GCCCAGCCCAGCCGGCAGCGCGGAGCGGAGCGGGCCGGGCUGGGGAUUCCCUCCCCGCGCCGCCGAGGUCGCCAUCUUCGCCCCCGAGCUCGCCUCGGACGCUGCCGGCCAGGCCCCCCGGGAGCCACCGGGAGCCUGCGCCGCGCCCGCCCGCUGCAUGUGACCGCCGGGCGGCAGCGGCCUCCUCUCCUCCUCCGCCGAUCUCGGCUGCGUCCUCCUCCGCCCCCGGCGCGGCGGGGACGGGGCGCGGGGCGCCCGGCAGCGGGACACGGCGGUGCGGGGGCGCGGCGGGCAGACAAAGGAGCGGGCGCCGCCGUGGGCAGCGGCCACGAGAACGUGAGGCUCUGUGACUUUGAACUCUGAAGCUGGAUAUGCAUUAAACUUAUUGGGGAUCUCUUUACUGAAUAACUUGCUGCUUAAAGAAAGGACUAGAGUAACUGAAGUUGGGAAAGUCAGGUUCACAUAACGCUAGGGACCAAAGAAGCAUACAUAACAUUUCUGUGGUGCUGGGAUCAACCUUCUGAAAGAAGACUAAAAUAACCUUUUGCCUUCAAGUUGUUUGUCCUGGGACUGACUUGUCUUUGGAGAAAGAGCUCAACAGAAAAAAAAGAUUUUCACAUUGGAGCCAUUAUAAAUAAACCUGUUUGAAGAACUUGCUAUCUGCAGACAGGCUUAGGAAGGUUGAGUCCUGCAUUUCAUCUGCAUUCCCACUUCAGACUGUAAACAAUGAGUGAGUUUUGGUUGUGUUUCAACUGCUGUAUUGCAGAACAGCCUCAGCCUAAAAGGCGACGACGGAUUGAUCGGAGCAUGAUUGGGGAGCCAACAAACUUCGUUCACACAGCUCAUGUAGGAUCAGGAGAUCUGUUCAGUGGGAUGAAUUCAGUCAGCUCAAUUCAGAACCAAAUGCAAUCCAAGGGAGGCUAUGGAGGUGGCAUGUCUGCAAAUGUUCAGAUGCAGCUUGUAGAUACGAAGGCAGGAUAACCUUGGGGAUACUUUUCCAGUUUAUGUGAAUUCCUGUGUCUUCUUUCCUGUGUCCUCUCUUUUGCCUUGGUGACUGCUUUCUGUGCUCAUGACAAGAGAAGUGAUGGCUCAUUGUUCACCCUUUGUGAUUAGUCCAGUGAAAAGUUGCUGUUUUGCUCUGAUGAUGCCAUUUAUCAGAUUGGUCCAACUGUGCCUUUCAGUGGCAUGCACGCAUUGGCCUCUACCAGUAUCAUGGAUGUAGAGCUGUUUAGGAUUGGUUUUCACUUUUUUGUUUGUUUUAAGGCAAAUUAAAGCACCAACCUUAGCUUUCCUCAUUCCUCACAGAUACUAAUGCACAACACCGUGUUGCUUUAUAGUGUUUUAAUCUUUUUCCCUCCACUCGAGUAAUUUAGAAAUGAAUGAGUUUCUAUUAAUGUCUUCAAUCACCUGAUGUUGACACCCAUUUUUGAAAGGUCUGGGACCUUGCAAGCACAAGUAAUUAUUUCGUACAAAAUCAACAGAGUAGAUGACCGCAUGCUUUGUGAGGUUGCUUUGUAUGGUGGCCUGCUUGGUGCUAAAAGAGAAAAAAAAAAAUUGCUUACUGCAGAUGUGAAAAAUUUUGCUGUGGCACCAAGUCAUGCCUGUUUCUGAAAAAGGACUUGUAACUUAGCUGCUUCAGAGUUAUGUCUUUAUUUUAGUUUUCACACAACUGGCCUUGAAAUAAUAAAGAGAGAACUUGCAUUCAUGAGGCAUUUGUUGUAAAUGUUCGGUAUAUUUAUUUUGAAAGAGCUGACCUUGAGACUGUAAACCAGUGUAGUACCGUAUCUAAGUGUUGUGGGAUUGCUUUAGUCUAUUUAAAAAGAAGAGCAACAUGUUUGGCUGCUUCUUUUUCUUUCUACAGUUCUUCUUAAUUUUAAGCUGUACGGUCAUUUCCAGUAGCAGCAUGUCAGACUGCCUGCAAUAUUAGCUGAAAAGUUUAGUAGACCUUUCUAAGUAGUUGGCAGUUUCUGUGUACUGAAUAUUUAGGGGCCAUGGAAGUUGCUAAGAGCAACAUACUGAUCUGGCAGAACAGGUGCCAAUGAAAACAACACACAGGGUGACUUUUUAUUAAGUCAGUAAAUUGCCUUUUGCUCAGGUUCCGAAGCAUGUUUCUUUUGUAUGUUGUGAAACUGCAUUUUAAUACUGCACUGUUUUCGGAUUGUCUCUGUAAAUGGUCCCUUUUUUUGCUCCUUGUUGGUGGUUUGAGAGGCGUCGAAGAUUUGAGUCCUGCUUACAUGAAAUUUUAAUGUGAAAAGAAACCCAAAAACAUCCCAUCCAAUAAGGCAUUACUGAGCUCAAUCAGAUCCAUUUUUAUAUGCAAACAUGCAUGUAGAUUGUUGUCAUAAAUGAUUUUUUUAUUCUAUUUCCAUCAUUUCCCUGAUUUCACAUCGCAACAGCUGUCUGGUUGAUUUAAACAUUUCUGAACCUACCUAAUCUCCUCUCUCUGUUCAUAAACAACACGUAAAAUACGUUGGCCAUGGAGGUAGUUUGCCUUCCCUAAGUUGUAUUUCAGUGGUAGAUGUCACUUAUCUGGUUGAAUAGUUCAAAUUAGGUUGGAUAGUGUUCACUGAUAAAGGUACUGAUUCCUGAUGACAGAAGAUCGAGAUGUUCAGUUGUCUGGCUGCAUAAACACAUGGCAGUGCAGUGAUAUAUUUUUUUUUUUUAGGGGUUAAUAUUUCCAAUGCCACUUUAUCAAUGACUCUUAAUUAUACUACAAAAUUAUUUCAAAAUUAUUUGAUCUUUGUUACUGGUAAUAGCAGCUUAAAUUUGCUUGCCAAACCUAUCUUGCACUUGCCAAAAUGUUUUCAGCUCAAAAGCCAGGAAAAAGAAUUGACAUAUUUUUAUAACAGACAUACUUUUUUUGUACAUUGUGUUCAUUCUUGAAUAAAGUCAGUUCAGUGUUGGCUUGUAGAUAUUAAAAGGAAAGUAUUGACUUUGAUUCAAUAAAUGUUUUCUUUCAGUU